Podarcis lilfordi (Lilford's wall lizard) is the source of this 10729-nucleotide messenger RNA. The record is from the annotation of a GenBank genome assembly. Lineage: Eukaryota; Metazoa; Chordata; Lepidosauria; Squamata; Lacertidae.
GAACAGGCUCUUGGCACUGAAGCACCCUGGGCCUAGGGUGGGAGAACCUAGGGUGGGAGAACCUAGGAUGGGUGUCUGGGCUAAGCUGGGGAUCCCAAUCACCGGCAUCAAAGAACACGGGGGGAACCCAGGCACCAACCUGGGCACAAAGAGAACCUCCCAGGAUGCCCCACACCCUCCCACCUGCAAGAGCAACUCGAACAACAUGCAGACGCCGCCCAACAGCUUGCGGACCUUCUGGGUUUGCAAGGUCCUGCCUGGUUCUACUUCCAGGUAAGACAUGGGGGGGGGGUGUCUCUGGGGAACAGAGGUUCUGGCCUGGGGAGGGCCUGGGGAGAAGAAUCAGCAUUCCAAACCUCUCAAUAUAUUUCUUAAACGGUGGCACCUAGAACACAUGACUCCAGUUGGGGGUCUGACCAAGGCAGGUUAGAGCAGUCAGUACUAUGACUUCCCUUGAUCUGGACCCUAGGCUGCCUAGAACGGAAUUAGCUUCUGUUUUCUUCCUUUUUGGAAAUAAUUUUUAAUUUUAUUUUACAAGUAUAAGAAUAUGACAAUACAAUCAUACUCAUCCAUGUUUAAAGAUUCCUCCGAAUCUCUGGACUUCCCAUCCUCCCCUUCAUGGGUCCUAUUGUCAGCCCUUUCAACUGCAUAUUAUUAUUCAGUUAGUUCAAAUUUUUUAUCACUCCAUUAUCUCCAUAGUAUUUGCUACAUUACAAGUGUUAUUGCAGUCCUGCUAACGUUUUCAUCUGCUUACGGUGGUCUCCAAGAUAAUUCCCCCCCUCCACUCUUUGUUAAAGUUUUGGUCUUCUUGGUUCCUGAGCUUCCCGGUCAGUUUAAAUUACCAUUUUCGGUCCAACAGUUUAAUUUACCAUUCUUCUCUGGUAUGCAUUAGCUUUUUUUUUUUUUUUUUUUUUGCUGACUCAUUCUCCCAGUCCACAAAGCUUGUAACUCUAUCAAAAAAAGAAGUGAGAUUCCUCUGGAAUGUCUUGUUUUUGAGAAACCUAUGGUGGGUCUUAGUAAUCACAGCACCCUUUUCUAAGCGCUCACAGACUGACUGUUGAAUUCUCUGUUCUUGGACAUUUCCUGGUAUCGAUGUCAAGCUCACCGGUCGGUAGCUACCUGGAUCUUCUCCCCUCCCCUCCCCCCCGCCACCCCCUUCAAAGAGCCCAGUCCUUUCAGCAGCUGUUUGAUUGCAGCCCAUUGGCAUAUGUCAGCCCAGGAGCGCCUCUUGAUUAAUGCCAAUUGUCCAAGCUAUGGAGGAACCAGCCACAAAUUAUGCCAGAGAUGGAGGCUUAUCCUUGGUAGGGACACGCUCCCAGGUCGCACCCGCUCUGACUUUCAGGUUGGCAGACACGGGCUUGAGCAGCACAGUGGGAUGCAGUGAGCUCUGCAGACCCCACUGGGGAACAUUACCAGGAUUUUUGCCGCAUAAAUCCUGGCUUUCCCCCACCUCAACCUCCUCGCUUCUCGCAGAGGGCAGUGAGGAGCGACCACCAUUGACUCAUGACAAAGCCAGAAAUCCAUUUAUUACUAUUUUUAACCUCUCUGGCAAGUCUGAGCUCAUUCUGAGCUUUAGCCAGCCUGACCUUCACUCUGCAACUGUUGGCUACUCGUGUGUUGGUUCCUCCUUUGUGAUUUCCCAUUUCACCCAUUUUUUUAAAAAUGCGCCUUUCUUAAAUCCCAGCUCACCUGUAAGCUCCUUAUGCAGACACAUCUGUUUCUUUAUAUGCCUCCUAUUUUUCUUUCCUGUUGAAAAUGUCUGCUUUGGGGCCUUCAAUAUUUCACCUUUAAGAAGCUCCCAUCCAUCUUGGACUCCCUUCUCUUUUAAUAUUUCUGACCAUGGGAUCUCAUCCACUAGCUCCUUGAGCUUUUUGAAAUUGGCCUCCUUAAAAUCCAGAGUUCAUGUCCAACUACAUUCAUCUUCCUCCAAACUUUCCAAGUACUUCCACUUUGUCAAUUAGUUAUUCCCUGUUGGUGAGGACCAGGUCCAAUAGAGAAGAUCCCCUUGUUGCUUCUUCCACCUCCUGGGAAGUCUGUGUUCCAACAGAUAUUGGGGUAGUUGGCGUCUCCCAUGACUACUAUAUCUUUCCUUUUUAAAAAAAUAUGUUUGGUAAUCUGCUCUAGGAAGGCAUCAUCCAGGCCUUCAGUCUGGCUUGGUGAUCUAGAAAUAAAAUCAAGAGGGUUGCUAUCUCUGUUAUUCCUGACUGCUAUUGGCCUCUUGAACUGAAUGACUGUCUCUCUUCCUCACUCCACAGUCUACAUCUUGAGCUCUUGCUUCCUGUUUGCUCCUGUGAUGACGGCAGCAGCAACAACAACCGUGGCUGUCGUUCCUCCUGCCACCACAGCUGGGGCUCCUGCAACGACAGCUGGUGCUCCACCUACAACGGCUGCUGCUCCACCUGCAACAACUGGGGCUCCUCCUGUAGUGACCUCUAAGGCUACUCUUCCACCACCUCCACCACCACCACCUCCAGUGACACCUAAGGCUACUCUUCCACCACCUCCACCUCCUCCUCCUCCACCACCACCACCACCUCCACCACCUCCAGUGACACCUAAGGCUACUCUUCCACCACCUCCACCUCCACCUCCUCCACCUCCUCCUCCACCUCCUCCUCCACCUCCUCCUCCUCCAGUGACACCUAAGGCUACUGUUCCACCACCACCUCCACCUCCUCCUCCUCCACCUCCUCCUCCACCUCCUCCUCCUCCAGUGACACCUAAGGCUACUGUUGCACCUCCUCCUCCUCCUCCUCCUCCUCCUCCACCACCACCACCUCCACCUCCACCUCCUCCACCACCACCACCUCCUGCAGCAACAACAAAGGUUCCUACCGUUCCUCCUGGGUCACAAACUACGGGUGCCACAGUUACUGGUUCGGGAACCAUGCAAACUAUGCAAACUGAGGGUCCUGAUUUUCCUGGGGGGCCUGAUGAACCCGAGAGUCCUGGUGGUGAAAUUACUAUCGAUUUGGAACCAGUUACUCCAGAGAUAGGAAAGGACGUCACCCUAAUCCCAAAAGGGAUAGGCAGCUACGCCUCCUGCACUUGGUUUCGAGGGAGUAAGGCAAAGUCUAAGCAAAUCUUGACCUACAUACCACCACCCAAUUCCUCACUGGAGUACCAUUUUGCCUAUACUGGCAGGGAAUCUGUAAAUGCAGAAUGUGCCCUCCACAUAAUGAAGCUAACUCCUGAAGAUGCCAGCUUAUACCUGCUGCAGGUGGAAGUACAAGGAGUUGGUGGUAAAGAAAUGAAAGAGGGAGAAAAAACUGUGGUGUUCAAAGGUAACAUUUUACAUCCUAUAGAACCUUAGCCUAGGUCUGGGGGGCAGGGAAUCAAACCACUAAUUGUUUUAUUUUGGUUCAAAUUGGCACUAGUUUUGGUUUUGCCGGUGCUCUUCUGCUGAGCUGCAGCCCCUUUCUGGCACACCAAACUACCGUUGAGAUGCGAGACAGUGUGUCCCCCCAGACACAUUGUUGCUUGAGUCAGCAAGACAAGUGUCUGUUCCACCAUCACCCCUCCAAAUCAAGAUGCACAGCAAAUUGUUUUAGCACCUGAGGCAGAAAAUCCCACAAAUGCCUCUCCUUCUCCCAAGCAUGGAUCAUAAUAAACUCAAUAACUGUGAUAAGGAAAUACGUUAGCAAAUUAAAUACCGACUUGAUGCCCUUCUGUGACCCCUAGAAUCUGCUGCCUGAGGUAUCUGCCUCACGGCCAAACGGUAGGACUAGCCUUCAUGCAGAGUUGAGCAUCCACUAGAGAUCUUAGUAGGACCGUGGCCGCUGAGGCUUUGCCAAUAAAGAGGAAUUGCAGCCUGAAAAAGGAGGAUACAAGAGAGACGUGUGUGUGUGUGUGUGUGUGUGUCAUAUUUUUCGCUCCAUAAGAUGCACCUGAUCAUAAGACGCACCUAGUUUUUAGAGGAGGAAAACAAGAAAAAAAAUAUAUUCUGAACGAAACAAAACAGUGGAUGCAUGAUUUUUGUGGUUCAUGCUGUGGCCACAGAUGUGUGAUCUGAUGGUGAAUUUGGCAUGACCCAAUGCAAAAAUCCUGAGGAUCCAUGUGGAUCCAUGCUUUGUAACCACGUUUUUGCGCCAUUGUGGCCCCACGCAACAGAGGGUGUGUGAUUUUUUUGGUGCAGGCUGUAGCCAUGGAAAUGCUAUGUGAUCUGAUGGUGAAUUUGGGGUGAAUUUGGGGUGACCCAAUGUAAAAAUCCUGAGGAUCCAUGGGCUUUUACCUCCCCCCUCCCAAGCAGCCUUUGCUAGUGUCCCUUAUCUCUCUUCCGAUCCCACCGAUCAGCUGUUUCCUUUCAUCACUCCCUUCCCUCUUGUUUGCCUUAGUGUCUUUUCCUUAGCUGGAGCAGUUUUUUGCUCCUCCUUUUCUUCUAAUUUCUUUCCUUAUUGCUUUAGUUUUCCUGUUUCCCCCCUUUGCAAGUUUGCUGUCUUUACCUUCCCCGCUCCCAGGCAGCCUUCUUUAUCUCUAGCAUCCCUUAUCUCUCUCCCCUAUCGGCAAAUGAUCAGCGGCUUUGUUUAAACACCCACUUCCCACUUUCAAAAAAAGAGAGCAUGAUCUGCUUUUUGCCCCUGGGCAAUUCUGCUCCAGGGACCACGCAUUCCCUCCAUAAGACGCAUAGACAUUUCCCCUUACUUUUUAGGAAGAAAGAAGUGCAUCUUAUGGAGUGAAAAAUACGGUACUUCACUGGUACAGAUAAAUAGUAAUACACUUGAGAUUCCUGCAUUGCAGGGGGUUGGAUUAGAUGACCCUUCCAACUCUACAAUUCUACGCUACCCCUCACCAUAGUCACCUGCGUGAGAGCCAGUGUGGUGUAGUGGUUAAGAGCGGUAGACUUGUAAUCUGGUGAACCGGGUUCGCGUCUCCGCUCCUCCACAUGCAGCUGCUGGGUGACCUUGGGCCAGUCACACUUCUCUGAAGUCUAUCAGCCCCAUACACCUCACAGAGUGUUUGUUGUGGGGGAGGAAGGGAAAGGAGAAUGUUAGCCGCUUUGAGACUCCUUCGGGUAGUGAUAAAGCGGGAUAUCAAAUCCAAACUCUUUUCUUCUUCUUCUUCUUCUUCUUCUUCUUCUUCUUCUUCUUCUUCUUCUUCUUCUUCGCAGUCUGCUGUCUAGGAGCUCACUGUGUUGAUGAGUAAUUUCCAAGCCCCUCUGAUCUAUCUCCUUAGACCACAUCAGCAAGGCCACAUCAGGAGUCCUGUCACCUGGGCAGCCCAGAACCUCCAUACAUGCUGCCCAGGAAGUCACUUUGGCUCUGCUACUGCAGCGGUUUGGCUUCACCCACGGAGGCACACUCCAUUGUCUCUCGAGACAGACGGAUGCCAGCCAACAACUCUCCCACCCCUACCUUCCAAUGGUGGCAAGGAUAAGGAAGGCCACUACCUGAGACAAGCUGGAGUAAGGAGGCAUUGGGAGCUAUUUUCCUAGUUCUCACAUGCCUUUUGGGUUUUUUUUAGAGGCUAAACCUCCAGGAGAGAACGGAGACGACGCGGCAAAAGCCAAAGGCCUUCCUCUGGGGAUCAUUGCAGCGAUUGCUAUUGGAAGUCUUUUUGGGAUCAUCUUAGCUGGAGGCCUGAUAACUUACCAAGUCAAAAGGAGCAAAGCGUAAUUAUAUUUAUCAUUUGUUGUUUAGUUUAUUUACUUCUUUAGAAGGCAUUUUGCUUUAAUCUUUCAUCAAAGUGAAAGAUUGUAACAAAAAGACUUGCGUGCUACCUUGUAUACACUGAAGGGGAGGUGGGUUCACACAUUACAUUCAAGGAGUGCACAGUCUGUGGACCUGGGGCACAAAUAGUUGUAUUCAGGUAUUCGCACGUAGCAUUCAAUGAGUUUACAGUCUAUGUAGUUGGUGACCCAGCAGCUGAGCUGAGGUGUUCCUGGGUAUGAGAAAUCUGUACCUGUGUUCAGCUACUACUUGUAAGAAAGAGACUUGGAAGCACAGCUCCAUGCUGUGCACUGGGGGAGGGCAGGGCUAGCUGCCCAGGGGAUGCGCCGGCGAGCAUCCCAGUGGGGCGCCACCCACAGCAGUGCCACCCCCCCUCAGGGAUGACUCCCCCCGGGGUGGGCAGCACCCACCGCACCCCCCUUUCUCCACCAGUGCUUGGAAGCACCUCUGAACCGUCAGGUGUAGGAUUGAACUAUAAGACAGCAAGAGUGAGGGGGAGAGGAGAGCAACUAGCUGUAAUUUUAAUUAGCUGUCAUUUUAUACUCCUUGGUCUAGGUUUGGAUCUGUAAGGACACAACAGGCCAACGACUGGCAGAAAACAGGGACUAUCUCUGUUGAAUGGGAAAGCCACUUCCGCCCUCCAGAGGAGGUGGGGUUGGGGGCUUCACUCUCCCACCACACGUGCAGUGGCUGGAGCCAACCUUAAAGGGCGGGAGGGUGGGAAACAGGAGCAGCUGGAGGCGGCAAAAGAGGGGAAUCCCUGGCCGCGUCACCCCCUGGCUAGCCAAUCGGCUGGCUCUGGGGGCGUGGCCUGACCUAUUUAAAGGGGGCACGGCCGGGGAUCUCCCUCUUUGCCGCCUGCCAGCAGUUCCUACUUUUCCCACCCUCUCGCCCUUUAAGGUUUUCGUUCCUUGACCUUGCUAUGGACCUCGGUUGGUCGCCGUUGAGGGGCCUGGUAGGAAUUUUUCCACUUGGCAAAUUGGCACCAGCCACUUGGUUUUCGCUGACCUCGUAGCAAAUCGUCACAACUUUCUCGGUAUUGGCGGUUAGGCAUUGGUAUUGGUAUUGCUAUGUAGAUGGAAGAGGGGAGGAAGCGCCAUCACCUGACCCACAUAUUGAAGGGUAGUCCGAUAAAGGAUUCCGGGGGGCGUGGCCCUGUCCGAAGCCUAUGGAGGUGAGGGCCUAAGGCACGCCCCCGAGCGGUGACCCCAGGGGAGUUCCUAGUUGAUGUGCAUCAGCAGGACUCCCCCUACUGGUGGCUAACCCUUUCCAGACUUGCUGAAGCCGGAUAUAGUUGGUUAGGACCAAUGCCUAAGCCAAUACCGCUCACCACCUGUAACCAAUAAUGUUGUGGCCUUAUUUUGCCCAUUAACCUUAAAAAUUGUGUUAUGAGUCUUUUUUUCCACUGGGGGGGGCAGGAACUCGCCACGCAACAGUUGGGGAGGAAGUAAAUAAGCUGCUAUCUCUGGCAUGGUCACAAGGGGCCAAAGCAUGCUUCUCACUUCUGAACUUUUUGCUCUCUUUUUCCCCCUGUUUCCUUAGUGCGCCACCAGUUGCAGAGGCACCACCACCGGUACCCAGCCAGUCCCAACCACUGUAAGUGCCAGGGUGUCAGGAUGGGGUGUGAAUGAAGCUUGAACCUCCCAUUUUCAGCUCAUGCGUGUCACAGUGGGAAAACCACAGGCAGGACUUGAGCAGAAGAGCACUUCUCCACUCCUGUGCUUUCCAGCAACCGGUCUUCAGACCAGUUGUUGCCUCCUACUGUGGAGGCAGAACAUAGCUAGUAGUAGCCUUCCCCCCAAUUAAUUUGUCCAAUCCUCUUUUGAAGCCACCUAAGUCAAUAGUCAUGGGACGCGGGUGGCGCUGUGGGUUAAACCACAGAGCCUAGGACUUGCCGAUCAGAAGGUCAGCGGUUCGAAUCCCCACGACGGGGUGAGCUCCCGUUGUUUGGUUCCUGCUCCUGCCCACCUAGCAGUUCGAAAGCACACAGUGCAAGUAGAUAAAUAGGUACCGCUCCGGCGGGAAAGUAAACGGCGUUUCCGUGCGCUGCUCUGGUUCACCAGAAGUGGCUUAGUCAUGCUGGCCACACGACCUGGAAGCUGUACGCCGGCUCCCUCGGCCAAUAAAGCGCAAUGAGUGCCGCAACACCAGAGUCGGUCACUACUGGCCUAAUGGUCAGGGGUCCCUUUACCUUUAAGUCAAUAGUCAUCCCUGCCUACUGUAGGUGUGAGUUCCAUAGUUCAACAAUGCACUGCCUGAAGAAGGAAUUUAUUUUAUCUGUUCUGAAUCUUCUAACAUUCUAGAGGGGUUUUUUUUGGCAGGGGGAGGUUUUCUCUAUACACUUUCUCCCAGGUCGUGCAUAAUUUUUUAUAAACUUCUAUCAUGGCACACUUCUUACUUGCCUUCUGUUGGAGGACAGAGCUGUGUCUGUCACGCAGACUAUCCUGAACCCCAUAACUAACCUGCUGGUAUCAUGUGUCAUGAAGGACACUAUUGAUUGGCCAAUGUUUCACCUUCCCUUUCUAGUUGGUUUCUGUGCAUGGAAUGGUGUUGGGAGCAUAACCUCUUCCUCCUCCUCAGGCAGCAAAAUGCCUUGUGCUGGCCCUGGACCAAAGGGAAUGAAGAGGAUUUGCAUAGAAUGGGCACGUGCUGUGCUAUACAGUGGUACCUUGGUUCUCAAACUUAAUCCAUUCCAGAAGUCCAUUCCAAAACCAAAACAUUCCAAAACCAAGGCGCACUUUCCCAUAGAAAGUAAUGCAAAAACUAUUAAUCCAUUCCUGAUUGUUGAAAAACUACCCCUAAAACGCUUCUCCCCUCCACUCCAUCAGCGCUGUCUUUUGAGAUCUCUCCCUCUUUCUCAUGUUAAAACAGCUGGGCUUCAGAGCUGCCAUGACGCUUCUCUGCACUGCCCUAAUCAGUGUGAUCUUUUGAGAUCUCUCUCUCUCAUGUCAAAGCAGCUGGGCUGCAGAGCACUGCAAGAACACUUCUCCCCCACCUCCCGAAUCAGCGCGAUCUCUCGCACUGGUCUGCACAUAGGUAGGAUGCUAAUUAGCAGCACAACACUAAAAACAGAAGUGGAACUCUUUGAUUAAAAUGGUAGGACGCUAAUAAGCAGUGCAACUCAAAGCAAAGCACAUUCGACUCCCCCCCCCAAAAAAAGAGAACCGGAAUGCUCAUUUCUGGGUUUGCUACACUCGGGUUCCAAGUUUUUCGUGAACUAGGCUGUUUGAGAACCAAGGUACCACUGUAUGUAUAGAUGCACCAUUAAAGAGAGCUACCAUAAUUUUAAUUGCAAUGCAGUGUCUCCAUACUAAUUUCAUGACCAGGCAUACUGUUCAGGUCAUAACUGUGGGCGAGCAAAUGCAAUAUCCCCCAUCUCCCUUACUGUGUCCUUAAACCAAGCCACGUAUAUGCACGCCCACCAUGCAUUUAAAGCACUAUGAUGCCACUUCAAGCAGUCAUGGCUUCCCCCAUAGAACCUGUAGACACCUCUUUUUCUAGGGAAAAAUGCACUGACUGUAUUCAGAGCGAAUUCGAUAACCAAGAUCUAUGGCUUGGCUAUUAUUAAUCCCCAUACAAUUAUCUCUGCCGGCUUAGCUGUCGACAGUAGAUGUUCAGUCCGCCACGUUCCUUGCCGGGAGUGCCGGUUGCCAGGGAACAACAGCUAGGGUCUCUUUGUUUCCUUAGGAAUAAAGAAGGCCAGAAGGCUCGGGAGAAAAAGGGGGGCGAGAAGAAAAAAGGUCCAAAGAAAGGAGCACCCAAAGCCCAGAAGUAAGUACCUGCCAGCCCUACAUGGGAGGACCACAGCAGUAGAUCUGUGUGGCGCCCGCUCUUUUGCACCGCUCAUCCGCAAAAACAUAGGAAGCUGCCUUAUGCAGAGUGAAGACAUUGACGUUUAGAAGACAUCUGAAGGCAGCCCUGUUUAGGGAAAUUUUUAAUGACUGAUGUUUUAAUUUACUUUUAAUCUUUUGUUGGAAGCCACCCAGAGAGACUGGGGAAACCCAGCCAGAUGGGCAGGGUAUAAAUAAUAAGUUGUUGUUGUUGUUGUUGUUGUUGUUAUCCAGCUCAGCAGCAUCUACAUUCGCAGGACUUAAGGAUUCCAGAUCGGGUGGUUGCCUAAGAGGUUCUUUUCAGGACUCUGGUUCAUCUAGCCAAAAUCAACAAACCCCUAUCUCCCAACUUUGUUGGAGAGGCUGUGGGAACUUUGGAACAUACUUUCAUGCAAAAUUGUUUAUUUUGGACCAGGGUCUUGGAUAUUAUCUCCAAAAUGGUUAAACACCCUCUCUUGCCAAACCCAGCCUUAGCCCUGACUUCACUAAACCCUACUCCAGUGUGGUGCAGUGGUUAAGAGCGGUAGACUUGUAAUCUGGUGAGCCGGGUUCGCGUCUUCGCUCCUCCACAUGCAGCUGCUGGGUGACCUUGGGCCAGUCACACUUCUCUGAAGUCUCUCAGCCCCACUCACCUCACAGAGUGUUUGUUGUGGGGGAGGAAGGGAAAGGAGAAUGUUAGCCGCUUUGAGACUCCUUAGGGUAGUGACAAAGCAGGAUAUCAAAUCCAAACUCUUCUCUUCUUCUACUAUCCAGCAUAAUGAUUUAAUUCUUGUGAUGGUGUUCCGUUGCACCAGAAGCGAUUUAGUCAUGCUGGCGACAUGACCCAGAAAGCUGUCUGCAGACAAACGCCGGAUCCCUCGGCCUGAAAGUGGAGUUGAGUGCCACACCCCAUAGUUGAAUCCAAUUGGACUUAACUGUCCAGAGGUCCUUUACUUUUGCCUUACCUUAUUUCUGCUCUCCAUCCUCUGAUUCUAGACUGAUUCUCUUCCAGGUAAAAGCAAAAAGAGUAAGAGAGAGAUCGUCAGGGUCAACCAUUUUGUCAGCCUUCCAGUCUGGAACAGCGUUGACCAUUUCCCCCACUCAGCAAAGAAGAGAAGCUCGGCUUGAAAUAUCUACUUGAAAUCUACUUGAAAAAUCACGAUGAAAUGAUUUAAGGCCCUUGUGAUUCAUCCACAGCCCCUGGGGCAAAUAGAACAUUAUGUCUCAUGAGGCAAUAAAAGCCUCCAAUGCCCA